Messenger RNA from Cricetulus griseus (Chinese hamster), 2415 nucleotides. The record is from RefSeq and is a predicted model, not a curated record. Lineage: Eukaryota; Metazoa; Chordata; Mammalia; Rodentia; Cricetidae.
GGGAAAGUUUCAAGGCUAUGAAUCAUGUUGCUGAAGGCAGGCAGAACUUCCAAGUCACGCUAUUUAUUGAAGGUGCAGAUGCUGUUACUCAUGGCAGAGUGAACUGAGCAUCAAUUAGAAAACGUUUGCAGACCACGAACCCGAGAGAGCCAGGAUGGGCACUGCUGGAAAAGUUAUCAAGUGCAAAGCAGCUGUACUAUGGGGAAUGAACCAGCCCUUCUCCAUUGAGGAAAUAGAAGUGGCCCCACCAAAAGCUAAGGAAGUUCGUGUUAAGGUUUUGGCCACAGGAAUCUGUCGCACAGAUGACCAUGUGAUAAAAGGAGCAAUGGUGUCUAAGUUUCCAGUGAUUUUGGGACAUGAAGCAGUUGGGGUUGUAGAGAGUGUUGGGGAAGGAGUCACUACAGUAAGACCAGGUGACAAGGUCAUCCCCCUCUUUCUACCACAGUGUAGAGAAUGCAAUGCCUGCUGUAACCCAGAGGGCAAUCUCUGCAUUAGGAGCGAUCUGACGGGUCGUGGAGUACUGGCCGAUGGCACUACCAGAUUCAUGUGCAAGGGCAAACCGGUCCAGCAUUUCAUGAACACCAGCACCUUCACCGAGUACACGGUGCUAGAUGAGUCAUCCGUAGCUAAGAUAGAUGGCGCAGCUGCUCCUGAGAAAGCCUGCCUCAUUGGCUGUGGGUUUUCCACAGGCUAUGGGGCUGCUGUUAAAACCGCCAAGGUCACCCCUGGCUCCACUUGUGUAGUGUUCGGCCUGGGAGGUGUUGGCCUAUCGGUCAUCAUGGGCUGUAAGGCAGCUGGAGCCUCCAGGAUCAUUGGAAUUGACAUCAACAAGGACAAAUUCCAGAAGGCCCUGGCUGUAGGUGCCACAGAGUGUAUCAAUCCCAAGGACUUCACCAAGCCCAUCAGUGAGGUGCUGUCAGACAUGACAGGGAACACCGUGCAGUACACAUUUGAAGUUAUUGGGCGUCUUGAAACCAUGGUCGACGCCCUCUCGUCUUGUCAUAUGAACUAUGGGACCAGUGUGGUGGUCGGCGCUCCUCCAUCAGCCAAGACGCUCACUUACGACCCAAUGCUGCUCUUCACUGGGCGGACGUGGAAGGGAUGCGUCUUUGGAGGUGAGACGUCCGGGCCUUCCGCCGACAGUGGUUGGAAGAGCAGAGAUGACGUACCAAAACUGGUGACUGAGCUCCUGGAAGAGAAAUUUGACCUGGACCAGUUGAUCACCCACGUCUUGCCUUUUGAAAGCAUCAAAGAAGGGUUUGAAUUGCUUUAUUCAGGGCAAAGCAUUCGGACUGUCCUGACAUUUUGAGAUCUGAGAGGUGGGUGUUCUGUGCUGGGUGACCGUAACCUGAAAUCUUCUUCCUGGCAGUGCCCUCUGAGAUCCUGGGUCUGUCUCAGAAACACAUGCAGAAGUAGACUUGGUGAAGAUAUAGAAGUUUUAUAGGGUUUGAUAAACCUUUAUAAUUUUAGUUUAGUAAGUGCCUAGGAUUAGCAGGGAAUUGCAUAGUAGCAUGAAGUGUUUUAAUUUGUGUUUUCUAAGGAUGUAAGUCUAUAUUUUUUACAAAUAUAUACUUGGAUUUCUAUUUGUUAGAAUAGGGAUUGUUUGUAGAAUUUUACACAGUUGUUGUGACCUAAAGUAGACCUAGCAUACAGAGAUGCAGUAAACACAUUUUUAGAGCAAUACCCACCAAACACACUAUAACUCAUUUUAUUUUUUUGUUUUUUUUUAACAGAAACACUUUUAAAAUGUGUUAUAAAUUAACUUGAAUUAGAUUGUGAAAUUGCACACAUUACUUGAUUAGAUUAAGAAAGAAGUUGGGAAAUUUAAGGGAAGGGCACAUUUUUCAAUGAUUAACUUUAAGAAUUAUCAUUAUGUAACUUUGUAACAUUCAAAAGGCACCACAGUGCCUGGGGCUAUUUGUCAGUAUAUAUUAAUAUCCUAUAAGACAAAAAGUUUAGAAUAGCAAUUGAGUAUGAACCAUAGCUAUAAUCACAUUGUGAUAUUUACCACAAUAUUCAGUUUAAUAAAGUAGAAUUACAAGUCCUUAAGUCCCUAGUUACAUGGUAAUAACUACAUUUAACAUGAAGAUGUUUUUGUUUUGCUAUAACUACACCAAAAUGUAUUUACCAGCUUCUGUCUGUGGGCAUGUACAUACAUAUAAUAUGCAUUAAAAUUUCAUUAUGAUAUGUAUCAGACUGGCUUAGUAUGUAGCCUGGGAUAACCUCAAAGUAGGACCACCAACAUGUACACCUGACUGAAAUUUUUUAAUAAAAUCAAAAGCUAACCAAAAUUUGAUUUGAAGUGACAAGUUUGUUUGAAAAGGGGCAGUUUUAUUUAGUUGUUGAGAUUUUAAUGAUUAUAGAGUAUUGAAGUAUCUGGAAACAAAAUGAUUUAUAAGAAAAAGAAGAAUAGAA